GAAAGAUCCGAACUUUUUUGCAACCAGGUCUGAAUCCCUAGAGUGCUUCUCCCUUCCAAUAAGUAGCUGCAGAAGUAAAUCGAAAGUAGUUUCCAAGGUUGUAGGGUUAGUAGAGUCCGGCUCUAGACGAGAGAUCAACGUACCCGCCCAGAAGGGGCAACACGAAGAGGAAAAUCUGUGCGCGGAAUUUUUCUAGGGCAAAUUUUUCUCGCAGCUCAUACAUAGCUUCGUUCCCCAAGAACCGAUGACGGCAAGUGCCGCUGAACCGCAGGUGCAGCAGCCGGCGACGGCCCCCGCCACUCCCAAGGUGACCCCCGCGAACAAGAACAAAAAGGGCGCCAAGAGAAAAAACGCCACAACCGUGUCGCCAAGCGCAACGGAGCCGCGGGAUGGCGCCGGCGAGUCGGGAUCGCCCGCCGGGGAAUCAUCGGAGCAGUCGCCGGAAAAAGGAACUGCCGGGCACCUGCACGAGUCGCCCCUUCUAGGUUCCGCUGCUCUCUCCGGCGCGGCAAGGACAACCUCAUCGCCGUCUAUGCAGCAGGAGCCCGCCAAGACUACUAGCCUUCCCCCGUUCGACGGCCAGGCGGCGCUCACCUUCGCCAAGGACGUUUGUCUGAACGCGGCCUCCGGGGCGCACUACCUCGCGAUCUCUUUCGUACGGCAGAACCGGAAAACUCUGUUCUUCAAGGACGCAAUACUACGGCAUAACGCCAGCGGCGGCAGUGCAGUUUCCACCACCGCAACGACGUCAACAAGCACAAAUUAUGCGGGUUCAUCCCCGGCAGAUGGCACGGACGAACUAAGCGCAGGGUCCCCGUCCGCAAAGCACAUAAACUCGCUCUGGCACGAUGUCUCUUGGUUCCGGGUCUUCUUGAACGUAGUGUUCUACAUGAAAGACAUGCAGUAUCCUACCGGAAAAAAGUGCACCAUACGAGGAAAGAAAAUUGUAUUGCUGUUUUCAAUCCCGGCGUCACAAAAAAAACAUCGUGUGCUGAUCUGCACCAUGGGUGACCUUUUCUUAUGCAUAAUGGAGAACGUUGUAGGUGUAGCGCGGACCAGCAUGACAAAGGUCGUGCCUCAAAAGAGCGCGCCAAGUUUUUUAUUUUCUUGUAUGGGCGCACUUUCUUGUAGGAUCCGCAGCUUGUCCGAACGUUUCUGCCGCUUUUUGCGCUGUCUCUGUGGGGUCUAUUUUCCUCCCUGGUGGGCGAAGAAAUUUCGCUGAGCGUCGGGCGGUUGCUCUUUGUGACCAAACUCGGAGUCGUGUAUGGAGUUCUCAACUGUUACAUUCUGAACUGUUACAUGAAUUUGUCAUGCAAGAAUAGCAAAAGUCAAAGGGGGGAGGUUGCGCCUCUAGCAUUACAAACUUCGCACAGAUUUAGACGCUGUUUAGCCCUUCUCAAAUUUGUCAUGCGAAGCAGCUUGAUCGUGUGGAUGUUGAUGGCAGUUUUGCGUGGCAAAUUCAUGUAACAGUUGAGAAUGUAACAUUUGAGAACUCCAUAUCGCGUUCUACUACUUUGUGAAGCUGCAUUUCGCCCUAUCGAAGCGAAUACUUUCAUCGUGCCCACGAUCUGCUUCCCUAUUCACAGCAGAGUAGUCGUUACUUUAGCAUAUGUUUAUGCUGUGUUGCCCUGCCAAGACGGGAGAAGACCGGUGUGUAGUCAGGCGUAGAGAAGAAAGAACGGAAUCCACACUUGCCUCUCGGGGAUCAGUAAGCGUCGCAGAGCGCGACAGUACACAACUGUGUCCGUUAAAAACAGCAUGACAACUAAUAUUAAGUACCUGCUGUCUAUUGCUAAGCGAGGGGUGUGGGGCGAUCUGUUUUCCUUUGGAUAGGUGAUUGCAAGAAAAAUGAGCGACGGGGAGAUGGACCAGAUUAUUACCAUAGAAAAGAAGGAGAUGAUAUCCUAUGUAAAAACGUCCCCACCCCAUAGUUGCAAUGCAAAUCUACAUGCUGAAAAUGUUUCUCAUGCGGAGGCCCCAAGAGAGGCACUUUCUAGUCGUUUUUCGGAAUUUGUGAUGCUCCGAUCAGCAUGAUAUGCUGGCUCUGUGAUGCUGCGGAACCUCCAGCUAAACAUGAUCACACUCACUACGAAGCUAAAGAACUUGUCAUGUGAAACAACCAAAGCGUGUUGAUUUGUCUAGCAGGCUUCUCCUCUUGACUAUGGGAAGGUGGGGACGUUUUUACGCAGGAUAGAUGAACGCGGAAACGUGGAAAAUGGACACCAUGGAGGAGCGUAAUAAUUUUUUUGCUGUCGGACAUAUUACAGAAUGCUAUUUUACUCUUUCCUCCUUGCAGUGAUGCUGAGCUACGCAUUUUUUUUUUUUUCGAGACGAGCAUGAUGGUUAAAUGAAUAUAUUUGCAGCGAUCACCAUUGGGGAGUACGACAAAGAAAAGCUGCAGGACAUCGUGAAAAAGGUCGUUUUUCAGUCGGCGUAUCAAACCAGGAAAGUGCAGCCUCGUGUGUGAUGAACUGAGGCUAAUAUUUUAUUGGCAGCUGGGAGGGUCUUCUACUAUUGUUCGCUGUUGCAUUUUGUAUCUAUGAGUUUGAUGUGGCCAAAAGAACUUUUUGCUGUAGUGCGUUAGCUCUCUCAAGCUUUCGCAAAGGACUUGUUGCUCUCAGGAUUUAUUAGCUGCAUACUUUCGACAGUUACCAGCAAGCCACAAGGGUUGAUUUUUAAUGCACCACGGCAAAUAGGGUGAGUAUGUAUUUUCCUUGUUGCGAAAACAAUGUUCUUUCGUAGGUGCAUCGUCAACAUUUGCCUCUACUAGCUCAAAAUACGCUCCGCCGGACUGCUCGUUUCAAUGUGAUACGCUGAUGGCCAUGUUUGUCCACUGGAAAUGGGGCAUGACGGCACCCCUGAUGUUUGCGAUUUUUGCAACGUAUAGUAUCUACCACGAUAAAAUUUUUUUGGUCGUUUGAUUUUUGCGCCGCAUGGUCUACUUGAUCGUAACAAAUUGUAAUUACAAGUUGCGAACGUUCAUCCGUGUCGCAUACAACGAAUGUGGCUUCGCGGAAGAGACUCGCGUGAAGUAGAUCCGACGCUACUAUGAUGCAAGAGGAGGUCUUCUAUUACUUCUAUACAGGUACACUGUGAUGUACAACUCGCCACUGCGGAAGAUUCAUUUGCUGAAUCAAGACCAAUCGGAUAAUCCACAGCUGAAGCGACCCUGGGUGAACCAACCGGGAAUGGGCGACCCUAUGGCAAUGAUGGAGUGGUGGCAGGAUAAGGUAUUAUCAAACUUUUUUUCUACUUCUAGCGCAUCUACUAGUAGUUACUACUAGUAGAUGCGCUAGAAGUAGAAAAAACUUUUGUAGUGUCAUACAUACUAGUAGUAUGUACUGCUUGCAGCUCCUGCAGGAGCUUAUCGGCCGCCGUUGCUGUGAUCAGUUUUGAAAAUUGCCGCCCCGGUCGUCCGGGAAUAAAAUCGACAUUUUCCAUUAUCACCAAAAUCCCUAAACAGUCGAAUGAGUUGUACAUGGCCAAGCAGGGCGUGCAGGUGGGCGGAGGCACAGGAAAAAAGCAGCCGACGUCGAAGUCUCUGUAUCACGGAGAAAAAAGCGUACCAGGGUUAUUUGUGAUGCACGCAGCACUAGAAUCGGGUAGAAUAAACCGAGAAACAUCUUCACAUCUCAAGGGGCCCGCCCACAGCAUGGGUUGCGCGAGAGCAGAUGCUAGUCAGUUUAUUCCGUCUGUGUAUUCAUUUUUGCAUAAAACCUGGGUGCUUUUUUCUCUGGGUUGAUACUCAGCGGGCCAAGGAGAAAGCGGCUGAUAAGGAGCGGAAAAAGCAGAUGUAAAUAUUGGAAUGGAGGACAAGGGGAUUGCUUCUGCCAGAACUCUAGCUACUUUACUAGGAGUGACCACGCGACAGGAUGUAUUGAAGUGGUUGUUUCAGUAUUGAUACAGUGACACGUUUCCAUUCCUUCUUCGAAACUGACUUUUAGUUUCAACAAGACGAUUGGGGAUGGGCAUAAAGCACAUAAAAGCAAUACAACGCACCAAAGCAUGACGGAAUUCGUGAAAAGCUAGUUACUUGCCUCCGAUGCACUUCUCGGGCCUAGUCUGGCUUUGCUUUAUGAAUUCACGACAUUGAUAGUUAAAAACAGCAUGAAAUGUUUUACCACGGGACUUCCGACGUCCUAGUCAGGAUAAAUAGAAUGGAUCAGUAGAACAGCAGCAGAAAACAUCACAGCGACUGAAUUAAUACUUUGGUUUAUACUCGACGGCGUAGUGGAGUAAAGAAAUCUUGUACGCUGGGGCGGCGCUGAAAUGAACCACGAAAGAUAUCAACUGCAAAGAUGUCUGGGUUUGGAAGGUUGCAAGAUCUGUCAUAAAAUGCGACCUGAAUCUUUACAAAUUCGGAGAAACUUGCGAUGGUGCAUUUCGUACUGCCUAUCUUGCAUGAGAAAUGACAUCUCUACGCGCCCAAAAGUGAUAUGCUUGCGCUCCUUCCGUACUAGAGCUUGGCCUAAUCUUACCGAGAUCAUGCCGUCAGGCGUGGACCGUAAAGUGGAUGAUUAUGCCUCGAGGUGUAAAAAGGUUCACGCAGUACAGAUUUUUGCGUCGCCGGCCCGACGUAGCAUGCCAUAGUCGCACUCUUUCAGACCCAGACAUGUUUGCAAUGCAGAAAAGACCGCACGAAGGAGCAAAGGAACACUCAAUGUAUGUAAAUCUUCGACGAACCGGGGUGGUGGGAAAAAAAUAUCUCACUGAGGGAGAAUCAAAAUCAGAAAUCAAUUUUUGCAUUAGCGCAGUGUUUCCCCGUGGUAUUUAGCGUUGCAACUUACUCGCGUAAAAUUUUGUCUAUUUCAUCAUUUGACCUGCUAGUACAGUGUUCAUACAACAAAUGUCAUUCGCCGGUGAAAGAAAGACAAUAAGUUAGAAAAAUCAAGAAAUGAAAGAGAGUCAUAGACCUUCG
Molecule: messenger RNA, 4918 nt
Organism: Amoebophrya sp. A120
Lineage: Eukaryota; Dinophyceae; Syndiniales; Amoebophryaceae
Source: the annotation of a GenBank genome assembly